Hippocampus comes (tiger tail seahorse) is the source of this 1955-nucleotide messenger RNA. RefSeq names its product coagulation factor II (thrombin) (gene f2). Gene Ontology annotation, molecular function: serine-type endopeptidase activity; calcium ion binding. Gene Ontology annotation, biological process: platelet activation; positive regulation of blood coagulation; proteolysis. Bases 71 to 1909 code for a protein of 612 amino acids. NCBI's taxonomy places the organism in Eukaryota, Metazoa, Chordata, Actinopteri, Syngnathiformes, Syngnathidae. The transcript has 15 exons. The record is from RefSeq and is a predicted model, not a curated record. Gene Ontology annotation, cellular component: extracellular region.
CGGGUUUGCAAAGAGACUUCACGGGAAAGUAUUGGAUUUGCUUGGGAGAUUCUGCUUGGAGGUACAGACCAUGGUGGGACCGGCGGCUGUUCUACUUCUGUUCCUGGUGCAAGGCUGUCUGGCAGAACAUGUUUUUCUUGACAGCCAGCAGGCUUCAGAGGUUCUGAUCCGAACGCGACGAGCCAACCAGAUAUUUGAGGAAAUGAAACCGGGAAACCUGGAACGAGAAUGCUAUGAGGAAAUCUGUGACAACGAAGAGGCCAGAGAAGUGUUUGAACAACCAGACAAAACGGAUCUCUUCUGGCAGAAAUAUCAGGACUGCAAGGGAACAACACUGGAACGGACACAGUCCAACAUCGACGCGGUCAAAGAUUGUAUAACAGGUCGGUGUAUUUCCGGCAAAGGACUCAACUACAACGGAGAUAUCCACAUUACUAAAUCUGGUAGACUCUGUCAAAGAUGGACUAGCGGCUUCCCGCAUCCCAUCAUAAGGGAAUUCAACGCUUCAGAACCCGACAGCAUCCUAAAGGAGAACUACUGCCGCAACCCGGACGGACAAGAUGAAGGGCCCUGGUGUUUCACGCAGGACCCGAUGGUGCCCAAGGAGACCUGCAGGGUUCCGAUAUGUGGGGAAACCUUUGUCCCCCCCACUCUGGCCCCGGCACCAAAGAGUGCGGGUGACUGUUUACUGGAAAAUGGCGUGGACUACACUGGCGACCUGGCCGUCUCCCUGGGGGGCCACGCCUGCCUCCAAUGGUCCCAGCCGGAAGUCAAGAAGCUGAGCCAGGGCAAGGACUUUUUACCUGAUGUCAGUCUCGUGGGCAACAAGUGUCGUAACCCCGACAACGACCCCGAGGGCCCAUGGUGCUACGUUGAUGUAUCUGGGAACGUGACGGUGGAUUACUGCAACCUCCAGCUGUGUGAAGAGGAGCUGAUUGACUACGAAUCGCCGCCAGAGUCCGAAGGCCGCGAGCGCUCUGUCCACGCACCCGCCAGGAAGGCCUUUUUCAACCCUCGGACCUUUGGGCAAGGGGAGAACAUGUGCGGAAUGCGGCCCCUGUUUGAAAAGAAGAACAAGGAGGAUGCCAAGGAGAAGGAGUUGCUGGAAUCUUACCAGCAACAGCGCAUCGUUGGGGGUACAGAUGCCGAGGUGUCCUCUUCGCCCUGGCAGGUGAUGCUCUACAAACGAAGCCCUCAGGAGCUACUGUGCGGCGCCAGCCUUGUCAGCGACCAGUGGAUCCUCACAGCCGCUCACUGCAUCCUGUACCCUCCCUGGAACAAGAACUUCACCACCAACGACAUCUUGGUGCGCCUGGGCAAACACAACAGGGCCAAGUUCGAGCGCAACGUCGAGAAGAUCGUGGCGAUCGAUAAAAUCAUCGUCCACCCGAAGUACGACUGGAGGGUGAAUCUGAACCGAGACAUCGCGCUACUGCACAUGAGGCGGCCGAUCGUCUUCACCGACCAGAUCCACCCCGUUUGCCUCCCCAACAAGAAGGUGGCCAAAAUGCUGAUGAAUGCAGGCUUCAAAGGCCGAGUGACCGGCUGGGGAAACCUGAAGGAAGCCUGGAGCCCCUCCGAGAGAGCUUUGCCGACAGUUCUUCAGCAAAUCCAUCUGCCCAUCGCAGACCAGAGCACCUGCAAACGCUCCACUUCCAUCAGGAUCACAGACAACAUGUUCUGCGCCGGAUAUAAACCCGAAGACUCGGACCGAGGUGACGCCUGCGAGGGAGACAGCGGUGGACCCUUUGUGAUGAAGCAUCCCGCCGAAAACCGUUGGUACCAGAUUGGCAUCGUGUCGUGGGGCGAAGGCUGCGACCGCGACGGGAAGUACGGCUUCUUCACGCAUGUUUUCAGGAUGAGCAGGUGGAUGAGGAAAGUCAUCGAAAACUCCGAUGACGACGAGUAGAUUGUGAAGCAAAUUGAGGCAAAUAAAAGUUUGUCCCGCUCAAAAA